AUGGCACCGUCGUAUGACUACAUCAUCGUUGGAGGGGGGACAUCUGGGCUUACGGUUGCGGCUCGCCUAACCGAGGACCCUGCCCUCAGUGUCUUGGUCAUUGAGGCUGGUGACAACCAUCGUGAUGACCCUCUGAUUAACACACCUGGGCUGAUGGCCGGUACCUAUGGCAACCCCAGGUAUGAUUGGGGUUUCCGCUCCGUUCCUCAGAAAGAGCUCAACAACCGAGUCAUCGCUCAGCCAAGAGGCAAGGGGCUGGGCGGCUCAUCUGCCAUCAACUUCUUGAUGCUGGUCCACCCUUCGAGGAAGAGUCUAGACUCCUGGGAGGAACUUGGAAAUGAAGGUUGGGGAUUUGACUCCAUGGCGCCGUACCUUCAUAAAUUUAAUACCGUACAUGAGCCGCCGCAAGCCGCGAAAGACGCCGUAGGCCUGUCCAACCAUAAUACAUAUGUUGGCAGCGAAGGCCCCGUCAGCGUCUCCUACUCAGAAGGAUAUGGUACGACGAAUAAAGCUUGGAUGGAAUCAUUCAAGAAGUUCGGCCUAGAAGUAGCCGGCGAUAUCAGAGCCGGCGGUGCCUUGGGGGCUUUCCAACAGCCGGGAACUAUUGAUCCAGAAACCAAGACCCGAAGCUAUGCUCUCACGGCAUACUACACCCACGAGAUCGCCGGCCGAAAGAACCUGACCGUGGUGACUAACACUGUGGUGAAGAAGCUUCUUUUCGACACCUCUGGCGUCGAGCCUGUCGCCAACGGCUCAGGCCCUGAGACCGUCAUCCAUAGCAGCGAAGUCAUCAUCGCAGCAGGCUCUCUCAUGAGCCCACAAAUUCUCGAACUUUCCGGAAUCGGGGACCGCUCUCUUCUUGAGAGUCAUGAUAUACCUGUUAUUGUUCACAACCCAUCGGUGGGAGAGAACCUCCAAGACCAUCCCAUCGCUUGCCAAAGCUUUGAGGUGAACCCGGGCACACCCUCCAGCGAUGUACUUCGAGAUCCAGCAAUCUUCCAGGCACUGCUGCAGCAGUACGCAACUUCAAACGGUGCUGGGCCGCUGGGCCAGUCCAAUAUUAGCGUUGCUCUCAUGCCUCCCACAGAUGCGUCAGGAGUAACAUCAUCCCAAGGACGCAAAGAUUUAUUCGAUAGCAACGCUGAGCAUCUGAAAGCGGACGACAGCAAAAUCUUGCGGGCCAUCUUGGAGAGUGGGGAUGAGGCCACGGCAGAGUAUGUCCUUUUCCCAGGGCAGGUCAACACUGUGCUUUCAGAGCCGAGCAGCAUGGCCGACUAUUUGAUUCCCACAAGACCAGAAAACUAUCUCACGAUCAUGACCUUGCUUAAUCAUCCCUUCUCACGAGGUAGCGUGCACAUCAAGAGCUCUGAUAUUCAUGACCUGCCAGUCUGGGAUCCCAAGUUUGGCUCUAAUCCUUUAGACAUGGAGCUCAGUGCCCGCCAUGUCCAAUUUGUCGAGACCUUCAUCAAAAGCGAACCAUUCUCGGCUUUAUUGAAGGUUGAUGGCGCUCGGAUCCCAAGCUUGAAAGCCGAUACAGUUGAAGACGCCAAGGAAGUUGUUCGCCAGUCGCAAGUUAGUGACUUUCACCCCGCAGGAAGCUGCGGUAUGAGGCCAAAAGACAAGGGAGGCGUCGUGGAUAGCGAGCUACGAGUCUAUGGUGUGAGGGGCGUCCGUGUUGUUGACGCGAGCAUCUUUCCACUUGAACCUGCUGGCAACAUUCAGAGUCUUGUGUACGCUGUUGCUGAAAAGGCUGCAGAUUUAAUCAAGCGAGAGCGACUGAAGGUCCAUGAAGGAAGAGAAGAAUUUUUGAAUAUUAAAGAAAGAGGAGAAUGCUUCAAUAUUGAACAGGGAGCAGAAUGUUUAAACAUCAAGCUCUCUAUCGUUGUUUAG
Molecule: messenger RNA, 1890 nt
Organism: Clonostachys solani
Lineage: Eukaryota; Fungi; Ascomycota; Sordariomycetes; Hypocreales; Bionectriaceae
Source: the annotation of a GenBank genome assembly